AUGGAGCAGAAAGACAGGUGCGCCUUCCCCGCGGAGCCCCAGAAAUGCAGCAUCCCCUGGGGUCGCUAUGGACCCCUGGCCUUGGGUGUGGAAGCAGGUCACACAGCGGGUGUGCGGUCAGCUGGCCGGCGGUGUUCUCCGGGCUGGAUCGGCCUGCUUGGCCCCCGUCCGGUGGUCCGAGAGACCUUGAGGCGGCGUGUGGGCUCAGGGCCUGGCGGCCUCACUCGGACACCCACCUGCCAAGUCCCUGGAGAGCCCGGCGCCGUGAUGGAGGCCCCGAGGACACCGGGGCCGGGGCGGCCAUCCUCCCAGCUGGAGCCCCAGGCCGAGAGGGCAGGGGACCCAGAGCCAGCUUGGCCUCUGGAGCACCACCUGGAGGUGUGGCCCGGCCCCCUGGACCCCGGUCCCCUGGUCCCCGGGCCACUGGACCCCAGCCCACUGGACCCCGGGCCCCUGGACCCCGGCCCACUGGACCCCGGGCCCGUGGACCCCGGCCCACUGGACCCCGGCCCCCUGGACCCCAGACCACUGGACCCCGGCCCACUGGACCCCAGACCACUGGAUCCCGGCCCCCUGGACCCCGGCCCCGUGGACCCCGGCCCCCUGGACCCCGGCCCACUGGACCCCGGCCCCCUGGACCCCGGUCCACUGGACCCCGGCCCCCUGGACCCCGGCCCACUGGACCCCGGCCCACUGGACCCCGGGCCCCUGGACCCCAGGCUGCUGCCCCCCCUCCACGUCCCUCGGGUGCUGAGGAAGAAGAGAAGGGCUGGACCACACGGAGGAUAUCUCCACCUGAGCUCAUCCUGUGAACAGGAGGGGCCCUCCCACUUCCAGGGACCUGGCCAAGCGCCCAGGGGUGGGGGCACUGGCCGGGAAGGCGCCCCGGGCUGGCUGCAUCUGUCCAGCUGCGCCGGGACGCCACCCACCUUCCCGGGCGGUGAUAACAACGGCAACGUCUGUGGCCUUCCUCCAGGGUCCUUCCCCCCGGCCGUGGAGCCAGCCAGCACGUUCGGGCUCCAGAAGACCUUCGCCAGCAUGGUUUUCUACCUCACUCUGGCCGUGGGCCUCGGGGGGCUGGUGGGGAACGGGCUGGUCCUCUGGCACCUGGGCUUCCACGUCAAGAAGGGCCCCUUCUCUGUCUACGUCCUCCAUGUGGCCACCGCGGACUUCCUGUUCCUGGACUGCCAGCUGGGCUUCUCGGCCGUCCAGGCGGCCCUGGGCUCCAAGGACAGCCUCUACUUCGCCGUCACCUUUGUUGGCUCCUCCGUGAGGCUCUGGCUGCGGGCAGCCUCCAGCGCCAAGCGCUGCCUCUCAGACAUCUUCCCUGCCGGCUACCAGGGCUGCCGCCCCAGACACACGUCGGGCGUCGUCUGCGGCCUGCUGCGCGAGGGCGUGAGCCUGCUCACCUGCCUGCGGUACCACAUGGCUAGCAUCACGUGGCUGCUGUCCUUGGCCUGCGUGGCCUACGUGGCCGGCCUUGUCCUCUUCGUCUGGGUGACGUGUUGCUCCCAGAGCCCGCGCCCUCAGUUCUACAGCAUCUUCCUGGGCUCCGCAUUCCUGCUUUACUCCUGCGGCCUCCCCUACGUCCUCUACUGGACCCUGCACCCCAUCCUGAACCUCCUGCUGCCCGUGUUCCUCCUGCUGGCCACCCUCCUGGCCUGUGUCCACUGCAGCGCCAGGCCGCUCAUCUACUUCGCGACGGGCCGGCAGCCGGGCAAGCGGCAGCCGCUCCGGGUGGUCCUCCGGCGGGCCCUGGGGGAGGCGGCCCAGCUAGGGGCCGGGGGGCUGUCCCUGCCCAUGGGCCGCAUGUCGGGGCUGCCCAGGGUCCCCCCAACCCUUCACCAGACCCUCCAGGACCACGUGUCAUCCCCGCCCCCCCCAGCUCACUGGCCCUGGGGACAAGGGCAUCAUGAGAGCCGUGGUCUUGACCCCCCCGUGCCCAGCCUGUGGAGUACAAGGAAGGCCUGA
Physeter macrocephalus (sperm whale) is the source of this 1971-nucleotide messenger RNA. RefSeq names its product MAS related GPR family member G (gene MRGPRG). Gene Ontology annotation, biological process: G protein-coupled receptor signaling pathway. Gene Ontology annotation, cellular component: membrane. NCBI's taxonomy places the organism in Eukaryota, Metazoa, Chordata, Mammalia, Artiodactyla, Physeteridae. The record is from RefSeq and is a predicted model, not a curated record. Gene Ontology annotation, molecular function: G protein-coupled receptor activity.